Messenger RNA from Penicillium roqueforti, 465 nucleotides. Its product is annotated as MARVEL domain-containing protein. The transcript has 3 exons. The record is from RefSeq and is a predicted model, not a curated record. The coding region runs from base 1 to 465 and encodes 154 amino acids. Gene Ontology annotation, cellular component: membrane. Lineage: Eukaryota; Fungi; Ascomycota; Eurotiomycetes; Eurotiales; Aspergillaceae.
AUGGCCCUCCCGUGGAUAUACCCCGUCCGAAUCGCCCAAGCACUCUUCGGCGUGAUCGUGAUCGGUUUGACAGGAUAUGUGGUUUCAUUAUUCUACAAUGGAUGGUCAUACUCGGAUACCGUCAACUUCCUCCUCUUCCUCGGUUGCUGGACUGCCUUUGUAGCAGUGCCCUACCUCGUCGUUGCACCGAUAUGGUUCCCUCGCCUUGCACACCGCUUUGUGAUUCCGGCUGUUGAAGUGAUCACCAUGAUCUUCUGGUUUGCUGGGUUUAUCGCUCUGGGAGCGAUAUUGCCUGCGCCGAGGUGGUGUCAUGGCAGUGCAUGCAGCUCGCUCCAGGCAGCAACGGUAUUUGGGGCUAUUGAAUGGGUACUUUUUGCGGUCACCAGCUAUUUCAGUAUUGUCGAUCUUAUGCACCACCGCGGGGCAGAAGCGAAAACACAUACGAAUGUGCAGAUGGGAGUCUGA